Babesia sp. Xinjiang is the source of this 1173-nucleotide messenger RNA. RefSeq lists its product as uncharacterized. NCBI's taxonomy places the organism in Eukaryota, Apicomplexa, Aconoidasida, Piroplasmida, Babesiidae. The record is from RefSeq and is a predicted model, not a curated record. The coding region runs from base 1 to 1173 and encodes 390 amino acids. The transcript has a single exon.
AUGGCGUUUGACCAUCUCGAGAGUCCCGCUGGUACUGAGUUUAACUCCCGGUGCCAGCGCACCCUGAGUUUAACUCAGGAAUAUAAGGACGGUGAAGAUUCGGACAGUGUUGAGAGUGACUCCAGUGUACAGAGUGCCAAUUCGUCUACUAGUAGCAACUCUGACAUCAGUGACAGCAUAAGCACAAAGUUGUCUGAUAUUAGCGAUGUAUGUACCCCUGUAUCCGCCGGAUACGCCUUCUACGAUCGUGAUGCUUUGAAGCCAGUAAAGAGCAAGUCUGUUAAGGACCUGGAAUGUGAGGAGACCCUUAAACGUCUACACAGUCUUGCUGUAGGAGACAUUAUAUACUUCAGGCGUUCUGUUCUUGCUGCAUGUUUAGGGUUGGACCCUCAGGAUCAUGACGGAUACAUGGAAGGCAAAGUCACAUGUUUCUCAUAUUGUAUAUCACGUCGCUAUGUCGUGGUCACUGUAGAGGGUUGUGGUUGCCUCAGGUUCACUUUUGGCGAUCUUUACAACAUGUCUAUAGACCGCAACCUACAUUUGCAACGUCUGCAACACCCAAGUGUUCUAGCUAGGGCUUUACGCCACAAACGCCAACGUUACGAUUAUGAUGAUGACUACCCUACUCGACGUUCGUGGAGCAGUCAAUUGUGUACUGAGGAUUCUGAUAAUUUCUCAAGCUAUGAUGGUUUCUGUGGGUCGCCGUAUUCAGAUUCGGUCGAUUCACCGUCGUAUUCCUUCGUUGAUCGACAAGACGUUAGCACGCGACCGAUACCGCCAGGUGCUGACAUGUUUUGCAAAUGCCGCUUUGUAAAUAGGUUGGAAUUCACGCGCUUGUUACGGGAGAUUAUAUAUGAAGAUGAAGACAGCUUCAAUGACAAAACUGCAGAGAUGCAAGAGUUACGUUUGAUCCUGACCCAGAAUGUGCGACCUUAUGAGCUCGAGAUAAUAGCAUAUCUCCUUGGCGAGGAUCCGUGGAAUUAUUCUGCAAACCCAUACGAUAGGCCAAAUUCUGAACAGAUCAACGAUAUAAUAGAGCAGUAUGCUGCUGCAGUACUCAGCCCAGAGUACGUUGCGCUCUAUGAGCAGUGGCAAACAUGCCAGCGAACGUUCAAGAGCGACUCUAAGAUGGCAGAGUUUAUGUCUGAUGAGUUCAGUAUUAAAGCCCUAUAA